Molecule: messenger RNA, 915 nt
Organism: Lathyrus sativus (Indian pea)
Lineage: Eukaryota; Viridiplantae; Streptophyta; Magnoliopsida; Fabales; Fabaceae
Source: the annotation of a GenBank genome assembly
AUGACAUUGAAUAAUCCACUCUUUGAUGAUACUCGGAGCAACAGAGAUGUUGAUCCUCCUCUAAAUGAAGAGUCAACAGAUGUUGUUGAAUUUGUCAAUGAUCCUGUACAAACUGCAAAUAAGCCUACCGGAACUGUUUUAAGCAGUGUUCGUGAGCUUCUAGAGUGUCCUGUAUGCCUGAGUGCCAUGUACCCUCCAAUCCAUCAGUGUUCGAAUGGUCACACUAUAUGCUCGGGUUGCAAACCGAGAGUACAUAACCGGUGCCCGACUUGUAGGCAUGAGCUGGGAAAUAUUAGAUGUCUAGCACUGGAAAAGGUGGCUGCAUCUUUUGCACUCCCUUGCAAAUACAAAGAGUUUGGGUGCAUUGGUAUAUAUCCUUACUACAACAAGCCAGAACAUGAAUCCCAAUGUUCAUAUAAGCCCUAUAACUGUCCAUAUGCUGGUUCAGAAUGCCCUGUUGUCGGUGAUAUAUCCUUCCUGGUGAACCAUUUGAAAGAAGAUCACAAAGUGGACAUGCACAAUGGUAGCACUUUUAACCAUCGUUAUGUCAAAUCAAAUCCUCAAGAUGUCGAAAAUGCCACAUGGAUGUUAACGGUUUUCAGCUGUUUUGGCCACUUCUUCUGUCUACAUUUUGAAGCUUUUCAGCUCGGAAUGGCUCAUGUCUACAUAGCCUUUUUGCGGUUUAUGGGUGAUGAUAGCGAAGCGAAAAAUUAUAGCUACAGUCUAGAGGUAGGUGGAAAUGGGAGGAAGAUGGUUUGGCAGGGAGUACCAAGAAGCAUAAGAGAGAGUCACCGCAAGAUUCGCGACAGUUUUGACGGUCUCAUUAUUCAGAGGAACAUGGCUCUCUUUUUUUCGGGCGGUGACCGGAAUGAGUUGAAGCUGAGGGUCACUGGCAGGAUUUGGAAAGAACAAUGA